AUGGCAAGGGGCGAGCUACCCUACAAAGUUAAGGAACUCCCAAAGAAGCCAUAUGAUCGCUCGAAAGGGGGCAGCGAGGUUGCUGAAAGCAGGCUCCCAUGUCCACAAAACGUGGGUGAUGAUGUGGACCCACAAGGACUAACAGAUAAAGGGCCAGCCAAAGGGAGAAACCACCCUCCCCAUAAUCUAAGGAGACUAAGUUCUCCCAUGAUCCCAUUCUUUGAUCAGAAAGCUAGGAUUCUGGGCUUUUCUUUCCUCUUACUCGUUUCAGAUCCUAUUUCUUCUCCUUCAGCUUUAGUGCACAAAACGGGGCUUGCAAUUUCUCUUCAGGAGUUCUAUAAGGUUGGAUUGGAGUGUUAUGGUUAUUGGAAAAAGUAUGGAAAUUUGUUUUAG
This is a messenger RNA of Vicia faba (fava bean), 393 nucleotides long. The record is from the annotation of a GenBank genome assembly. Lineage: Eukaryota; Viridiplantae; Streptophyta; Magnoliopsida; Fabales; Fabaceae.